Molecule: messenger RNA, 1101 nt
Organism: Diospyros lotus (date-plum)
Lineage: Eukaryota; Viridiplantae; Streptophyta; Magnoliopsida; Ericales; Ebenaceae
Product: peptidyl-prolyl cis-trans isomerase CYP26-2, chloroplastic
Exons: 2
Coding region: 1-1005 (334 amino acids)
Biological process (GO): protein peptidyl-prolyl isomerization
Cellular component (GO): chloroplast
Molecular function (GO): peptidyl-prolyl cis-trans isomerase activity
Source: RefSeq, a predicted model, not a curated record
AUGUGGCAAACCCCAAGGCUCUUCCAACACUCUCCCCAAUUGCUCCAUCCUCCUCCGCCGCCGCCCCCACUCCUUACCCCAACACAAAUCCAAGACUUUCCCACCUCCCAAUCGCCUCUCAACCUCAGACAACACUGCCAGUUCUCUCGCAGAGAACUCGCCAUUUUCGGCAGCUCGUCUUUGCUUUUCUUGGGGCCACCAGCACUAGAACCAGUUCAUCUUUCCAAGGCACAAGCAGAAGAAAGUCCUGCAAAUACCAAUGGAGAGGCCGGGCAAGAGGAGGAUUCAAAGAUCACUAGUAGUCCCAGCUGCAUUGACAAAACUACAACAAAGAAAGCGUUUCUUGAUAUAUCCGUUAAUGGAGAACGCGUUGGUCGGAUUGUGGUUGGUCUGUAUGGUAACAGUGCCCCGGCAGGUGCGGCCAGGUUCAGUGACCUUGUCAGCGGGGCUGCUGGCAUUAGUUACAGAAGAAAAGAGUUCGUCAAGAUCAUGCCAAAUUAUGUUCAGCACGGUGGACUCAGAUCCUACGGUGUGGAUGCCGAGCUUGCACAGAAGACAGGAGGCAAUUUCGAGAUCGACAGCCUUAAGUCUGAGUGGGAGGGAGUGAAUGGAAAUUGUCGAGGGACCAAGAAUUUAGAGGGAAGCGUUGGCAUCAUUGUGAGGGAUCCUCAGAAACUUCCCCCAAAGUUGAAGUUGAUUGCAAAGAACGGGAAGCUGCAGAUUGACGAAGAAGAAGUUGGAGUUGAUCCAAAUGGGACAGAGUUUGUGAUCGCCACCAAAGACUCGCCCGAGUUGGAUGAGUCGGUUCUGGUGGUUGGGAGAGUUUUGGAGGGGAUGGAGGUUGUGCAGAGGAUUGGCCAGGUCAAGACUGUGCAGGAGAAUACUGGUUCUCCUUAUUUCAGGGUGGCCAAGCUAAUCGGAGAUAAAAGGGCUGUUGUUGCAGAGAGAGGCUUCAAUCGUCCUUACUCAAAGGUGGUUGUCUCAAAUUGUGGCUUGAUAGAUUGACUCACAAAGCUGUUGAUAUUUUCAUCCAGCCAGUCCAUUUUUGUAAGAAAACAAAUUCAUGCAAGGAAAUGUAUUCCAUUACUGCUGCUCGAAAAA